This is a messenger RNA of Callithrix jacchus (white-tufted-ear marmoset), 1634 nucleotides long. RefSeq names its product SH3 domain binding glutamate rich protein like 3 (gene SH3BGRL3). NCBI's taxonomy places the organism in Eukaryota, Metazoa, Chordata, Mammalia, Primates, Cebidae. The record is from RefSeq and is a predicted model, not a curated record. Gene Ontology annotation, cellular component: cytoplasm.
AUCAGGGAAACAUCUGAAAAGCAUUACGUUGAAUGCCACACAGAUAGCUAGGUCUCCAAAAUUGGGCUGGUUGCUGGAGUCUGCUUCCUCAAUCCCUGAAUUCUUGCUGGGAGUAGUAGUGGUUUUGUAAUGCCAUCUGCAGCAUGGAGCUGGGGUUGAGCUUGGACCAUCCAAGACCAGAGGUGGAUCUUAAGGGUCACCUUGAGCCCAGACUCUUUGAGUCUUGACACCACCCUCUACUGCCACACUUUCCAGCUGUCAGCCUUGGUCUCCACCUGGUUCCUUGAGGGUGUGGCCUCAGCGUCCUGCCACCACCCUUCCUUGUGUAAACCUUCCCACCUGAGUGGAAAGGAACCUGGGGGAAAAUCUCUAAGCACAGGCUCUUUCUGCUGUCCCAUGGUUCCUAUCUCCCAGGGCUAGUCGGGGCGGGUUCCCCUGGAGCAAGGUUCCUUAGUUUGGAAACGGGUUUGAAAGCAGCUCAAGCCUUCCAAAGCCCCAAGCUGCGUUGUACUAUUAAGGCACCUCCUUCUGGAGACGGUGGCUCUCGGGGCUGGGGAGUUGGAUGCACCAAACCUGUGUGAGGCUAGAGAGGAGGCCCCUGCCAGACCCUCUCUCGGGCCUGUCCUGCCAUUCAGCCUCUCCCCAGUCUCACACUGAGCUCCAAAUCAGGGAAGGGCCGAAGACGACGAGCAGAGCAGCCGCAGAAGGGGCUGCCCUGCGUGGGACGGGUUCCUCAGCGUCUGGUCACCGGGGGGAAUGGAGGGGGCCUUCGGCGCACGGGGCGGUGUCGCGCAGGCCCCGCCCCACCUGCCCGCGCCACCCAUUGGUCCCGAGCGCGAUGACUUGCGGGCGGAGCAGGAAGGAAACCGCUCCCGAGCGCGGCGGCGGCGUAGUCUACCGGCAGUGCAGCUGCCGCUACCGCCGCCCUCUGCCAGCCGGCCUGUCCGCAUACUACCCAGCAUGAGCGGCCUGCGCGUCUACAGCACGUCGGUCACCGGCUCCCGCGAAAUCAAGUCCCAGCAGAGCGAGGUGACCCGGAUCCUGGAUGGGAAGCGCAUCCAAUACCAGCUAGUGGACAUCUCCCAGGACAACGCCCUGAGGGAUGAGAUGCGAGCCUUGGCGGGCAACCCCAAGGCCACCCCACCGCAGAUUGUCAACGGGGACCAGUACUGUGGGGACUAUGAGCUCUUCGUGGAGGCGGUGGAACAAAACACGCUGCAGGAGUUCCUGAAGCUGGCCUGAGUCAAGCCUGCCCACAGUUCCCCUGCUGGACGCCAUCACCACACUCCCCCCAGCCUUCACCUGGCCAUGAAGGACCAUGUGACCAACUCCCUGUCAUUCCUAACCUGACCUUAGAGUCCCUCCCCCAACCCAGGCCACUUCUCCUCCCUUCUAAAUGUAGUCCCCCCUUCUCCAUUCAAAGGCAACAUUCCUUACCCACUAGUCUCAGAAAUUGUCUUAAGCAACAGCCCCAAAUGCUGGCUGUCCCCAGCCAAGCCUUGGGACCACCAUCCUGCCUGGCACUGGCUGAUGGGCACCUCUGUUGGUUCCAUCAGCCAGAGCUCUGCCAGAGGCCCUGCAAUCCCUCUCCAAUGAGGACCCUAGAGACAAUUAAAUGUCCUUUUCCAUUGGCA